UCGAAAGAUACAAUAUCAUCACACCACACAUAAUAACAGAAAAACUGAAACUUUUUCCAUUUCUCUGUCCUCCGUUGACGGCUUUUGUUGACAAUUCUUAAAAACUGAUAUUUGUUCAUUAGAAACACAAAAUUUAGUACAGUAAAAGCUAAAUUCAAUUAAAUUAUGGAAGAUUAAAUUGUUGAUACAUCAACGUGCAGUGAUUUGCAAGUGCAGGUAUCGCCUACUUUCCUCCGUCACCCUAAUUCCAGAGAUUGUUUGAAUACCUCAUCGGCUCAUCGUCCACUUCAGCUUCCGUCACGGCGUUACAUCAAAAUAAACCAGCUUCGCUAGACUAAAUAUCAAAUCAAGAAACGGCCACAAGAUUGUGGAUAAUAACAAUAAUAAUAAAGAAUGGAGGUGAGAGAAAAAUAUACAAAGGAUAACAGCUGAACAGCCAUUUGUAUCUGGCUCUAUUUGCAUGACAGUUGGACGUUUUGUCACGGUUUGGUUUCCAAUUUGCAGUUUACCCUUCCCGUGUAGGUGAAAUCUACUAAUUAAGACAUUAGAGUUCAUCAUGCCAGGAAAUAAUAAGAAAAAAGCACGACUUGGAACGAGAAAAACUGUUACGAGGACUCUGAAUCAGUCUGAAAAGCCAAGUGGACUUGAUUUGAUUAAUACUCUGAAUGAUGAUUGCCUGGGGAGAAUAUUCAUGUACCUUGAUAUUUGGGACAGACUCAAGAUUCAGAAAGUUUGCAAACGUUGGAAGGAAAAUCCUCGGCUGGCCUGGGGUGAUCUUCGAGUCCUGGACUCCGACAAACGUGGACAGCUGCCGCUGGACCUCUGGGACAACGCAGGCAUCGCGAGAAUCUUGAGGCAAGCUGGACGUUUCGUGAGAGAAUUAAGACUAGUCCAACUUUGUACAAGUCUCAUUUUACCUGUCGUUGCUGAGAAUUGCCACAACCUAACAACAUUGGAGGUUGAGCUCCCUUACCAUGACAUGACCUGCAUCAAGUGGUUUCCGAAAAUGGACGGGUUGAUGUACUUUAGAAUGCAGGCUAAUAGCCAACAUUUCUCAGAAAAUUUCUUCCAGACUCUGCCGCACGAGAGCUUGAUUGAGCUUCACCUCACCGUGUGCUCUACAGACAGCCGUAUUCCUGCUUAUGUACCUCGUGCAGCUGCCAGUGCCAUCGAGAAACUCACCAAACUAACAGAUUUGACCCUGAACCGAUUUGCCCUGACACCCCAUCUGCUCGCAAGUAUAAACCAGAAUCCCAAUCUCACAUCUCUGGCUCUCCCAAACUGCUCUGUCAGAAGAGGAGUUACCCCUUUGAACCGUCUUGUCAAUCUCGAGUACCUCAACCUCGCCAAGAUUCUCGAAGUCGACGAUCAGCUUGUGAUGCAGAUCUCGGACACUUGCAAAAAGCUGAAGUCCCUGAAUCUCAGUGAUUGUCACAAUCUGACUGACAAUGGAAUCAGUAAAUUGCACAAUCUUCAGCUUGAGGAACUGUACCUGAGCGGUGUAUUUAGGAUUACAGAUCUGCACUUGGCUCAGAUGCAUACACUCAGGAAGUUGGAGUGUCACUGCUGCAGCAAUAUCCACGACAAUGGGAUACUCACCCUCAUGCGGUCUGCACCUAAUUUGGAGUGCCUGAAUCUGUGGAGUACUGGAGUGAGUUCGAAGGUUCUCACAGAGGCAGCCACCAUCAUAAGGCAAAGGAACACCGAUGUCCCAUUUCGCAUUUUUGCUAGUCUAAACGUGCGACCUUAUAUUGACGAUGAUGAUUGGUUCCCUUUCCUGAUCAUCAAUCAUCGCUCCCGAAUGAUCGAUUCAAGCAGCUCUGAUGACAGUAGCGACACUGAAGAUGCAGAGGAUGAUGAUUAGUUUGAUUAUCGGGAACGCAUCAACAUGUAGAGACUCAGCGAACAAUCAUAAAUACCAAUUUAUUGAUCUUAAGAGAGGCUAUUGAGUUUAAUUCAUCCGAUUCAUGCUUAUGUGAUAAUGAUCCAUUAAAAAUGGCUUAAGAAACAAUUUACUUUUCUCGACAAAAUUGAAGCUUCAGAGAUAUGAUUUUUUUCACCUCAAAAUUUAUCGCAAAUUCAUGGAAAGGGUGAGAAAAAAUGUAACUUGUCUGGAAACAAUAAAAGAGUGAUUUGAUAAUU
Messenger RNA from Diachasma alloeum, 2142 nucleotides. RefSeq lists its product as uncharacterized. Gene Ontology annotation, biological process: SCF-dependent proteasomal ubiquitin-dependent protein catabolic process. Gene Ontology annotation, molecular function: protein binding. The coding region runs from base 557 to 1864 and encodes 435 amino acids. Gene Ontology annotation, cellular component: SCF ubiquitin ligase complex. The transcript is spliced from 4 exons. The record is from RefSeq and is a predicted model, not a curated record. Lineage: Eukaryota; Metazoa; Arthropoda; Insecta; Hymenoptera; Braconidae.